Messenger RNA from Populus nigra (black poplar), 2196 nucleotides. Its product is annotated as BTB/POZ domain-containing protein At3g22104-like. Gene Ontology annotation, molecular function: protein binding. The transcript has 3 exons. The record is from RefSeq and is a predicted model, not a curated record. Lineage: Eukaryota; Viridiplantae; Streptophyta; Magnoliopsida; Malpighiales; Salicaceae. The coding region runs from base 351 to 1979 and encodes 542 amino acids.
UAAAAUAUGAUCAGUAUAUAGAAGUCUUUGAUGUCUUUGCACAGCUUGUUUGCUUCUUGCACUUCUGUCUGAGAUACCGCAUUUGCCUGCAUAUGCAUAUGCAAAGGCAACCAAGUGAGUAGCCACCCCAUUUUGUCAGACCAAAGUCAGCCAGUUACCUCUUUUUGUUUGUCUUCUUUCCCUUCUCAAGAACAUGGCUUUAAAUUCUCUUCUUCACCAUCAUGAUGGCCUUCUCACAUCUCUUCCUGUUUUCGGUUGUUAAUCUUUUCUCUUAUAUUACAAGUUUGAAGAACAAACACUAAAAAGAAAGUCUUUGUUUGAGGUGGGUUUUUAGUUGGUUUAAUUGGGUCAUGGCUGUUUGCUGUGAUCUUGAAGUAGAUGUCAAUGGUGAAGAGACUUUCAUGGUGGACAAGAAGAUCAUCGGUUCAUAUUGUGGCAGACUAAGCAAAUUAUUUGGUAAACCAACAGGUAGCGCAAGAAAUUUGAAAGUGAUAUUCAAUGACUUUCCUGGUGGGGCUGAAAGUUUUGAACUCAUGUCAAGGUUCUGCUACAAUAAUGGUAGAACUGCCAUAACUCCUUCCAAUAUUUCUUUCCUACAUUCGGCUGCACAGUUCAUGGAAAUGAACAAUUCUGUAUCUGGAACUCAUAACUUACUGGAAGAGACCGGGAAAUCACUUGAAGAGAUGAAUUACUGGACAUGGUCUGAGCUUUUAAUCGCUACAAAGAAAUGCCAAGAUUUACUUCCAUUUCCUAAUUCUACGGGUAUCCUUGAAAAAUGUGUGGAUUCUCUUAUUGGAAGGAUCACUACUUCUGGUGAGCCUAGUCCGUGUCCAUCUACUUCUUCUCCAGACAGCUCUGGAGUUCGGUUGUCAUGUGACACUAGAAGCACUGAGAGUUUGAAGAAUAGCUUCUCUCGAGCAACAUGGUGGUUUGAGGAUCUUUUGGUUUUGAGCACUAAUUUGGUUGGAAUGGUGUUCAAAUCCAUGGUCUCACAGAAGUUUGAUCAUGUUAUCAUUAGUAGAUUUCUCUUUUAUUACCAGAAAUCAAAGUGCUAUACUGGCACGUCUGAUGAGAAGCGUAAAGUUGUUGAAACUGUCAUAGAUAUGCUUUAUAUUCUUGAUUGGAACUCUGUUUCAUUCAAGAGUUUAUUUGGGAUUCUUCGAGUUGCUUUGAAUUGUAACAUAAGAAAAUGUAGCAGGACCAAGUUGGAGAGUAUGAUAGGUUCUCAGAUGGAUCAAGCAACUCUAGAUAAUCUGCUAAUUCCUUCUCCUUAUGGGAUGAAUUACUUGUAUAAUGUGAAUCUUGUUCUAAGGUUCUUGAAAGCUUUUCUGCAUGGAGGAAUCAGUCAGGUGUUCCCUAUACAAUUGAGAAAAGUUGCUAGCUUGAUGGACUUUUAUAUAGCAGAAGUAGCCCCAGAUCCUUGUCUAAAGCCUUCUAAGUUCAUGGCCCUAGCCAUGGCCCUGCCAGAUUGUGCCAGAGAAUUGUCCGAUGGAAUCUACCGUGCCACUGACAUGUAUCUAGAGGUGCAUACCGGAUUAUCAAAAGAAGAAAAGAUGAAGAUAUGCUGCACAUUGAAUUACGAGAAGCUCUCAGCUGAAGCUUGCAUUCACCUUUCUCAGAACAAAAAUUUUCCAUCAAAAUGUGCAGUCCAAGCUCUCAUGUCUCAGCAAGUCAAGCUCAAAAGCUUACUCAAGGCCACUGGCAAAACAAAAUGCUAUAUUGAUUCAUCUUCUGGUGUUAGUGAAACUGGAAGCAAAGGAAAGAAAAAUGAAACUAGUAAACAAAUGGUGCUCUAUGCUGGGAAACUUGACCUUCCAACUGAUAAUGAUAAGCUUAGAGCACAUCUGCAAGGAAUGCAGUGGAGGGUGACGGAAUUGGAGAGAGUUUGCAUGAAAAUGCAAGCACCGAUGACAAAAAUCAUGAAGUCAAGGGUAUCAAACCAUAGGACUUCCAGAUCCUUACCCAGGCUAUGUUCGUGAUAGGAAUUUCUGCUCAAUAUUAAAAUAUGUAAUAUAUAUUUUCAUUUGUAUAGUAGCAUGGGGUUCUCUUUUCUUUUUUGUGGUGUUUGCAGCAUUUUUCUUCUUCUUUUCUGCAAAGUUAAAGGUGACCAAGUGUAUUUUCUUCAUGUGGGGGAUUCGAGAUCUUGGCUGUACAGUUCUACAGAAAAAAGGCAGAAAACUUUAAUGGGUUUUGUUA